Messenger RNA from Salvelinus fontinalis (brook trout), 2161 nucleotides. RefSeq names its product C-C motif chemokine 19-like. Gene Ontology annotation, cellular component: extracellular region. The transcript is spliced from 4 exons. Lineage: Eukaryota; Metazoa; Chordata; Actinopteri; Salmoniformes; Salmonidae. The record is from RefSeq and is a predicted model, not a curated record. Gene Ontology annotation, molecular function: chemokine activity; CCR chemokine receptor binding. Gene Ontology annotation, biological process: G protein-coupled receptor signaling pathway; monocyte chemotaxis; cellular response to type II interferon. Bases 1492 to 1818 code for a protein of 108 amino acids.
AAUUUCCAAUCGCCUGAAGGUACCACGUUCAUCUGUACAAACAAUAGUACGCAAGUAUAAACACAAUGGGACCACGCAGCCGUUAUACCGCUCAGGAAGGAGACGCGUUCUGUCUCCUAGAGAUGAACGUACUUUGGUGUGAAAAGUGCAAAUCAAUCCCAAAACAACAGCAAAGGACCUUGUGAAGAUGCUGGAGGAAACCGGUACAAAAGUAUUUAUAUCCACAGUAAAACGAGUCCUAUGUCAACAUAAUCUGAAAGGCCGCUCAGCAAGGAAGAUGCCACUGCUCCAAAACCGCCAUAAAAAAAGCCAGAAUACGGUUUGCAACUGCAUAUGGGGACAAAGGUCAUACCUUUUGGAGAAAUGUCCUCUGGUCUGAUGAAACAAAAAUAGAACUGUUUGGCUAUAAUGACCAUUCUAAUGUUUGGAGGAAAAAGGGGGAGGCUUGCAAGCCGAAGAACACCAUCCCAACCGUGAAGGACGGGGGUGUCAGCAUCAUGUUGUGGGGGUGCUUUGCUGCAGGAGGGACUGGUGCACUUCACAAAAUAGAUUGCAUCAUGAGGGAGGAAAAGUAUGUGGAUAUAUUGAAGCAACAUCUCAAGACAUCAGUCAGGAAGUUAAAGCUUGGUCGCACAUGGGUCUUCCAAAUGAACAAUGACCCCAAGCACACUUCAAAAGUUCUGGCAAAAUGGAUUAAGGACAACAAAGUCAAGGUAUUGGAGUGGCCAUCACAAAGCCAUGACCUCAAUCCUAUUGAAAUUGUGUGUGCCGAACUGAAAAGGUGUGUGCGAGCAAGGAGGCCUAGAAACCUGACUCAGUUACACCAGCUCUGUCAGGAGGAAUGGGCCAAAAUUCACCCAACUUAUUGUGGGAAGCUUGUGGAAGGCUACCUGAAACGUUUGACCCAAGUUAAACAAUUUAAAGGCAAUGCAACCAAAGGCAACCAAAUACUAAUUGAGUGUAUGUGAACUUCUGACCCACUGGGAAUGUGAUGAAAGAAAUAAAAGCUGAAAUAAAUAAUUUUCUAGUAUUAUUCUGACAUUUCACAUUCUUAAAAUAAAGUGGUGAUCCUAACUGACCUAAGACAGGGAAUCUUUACUAGGAUUAAAUGUCAGGAAUUGUGAAAAACUGAGUUCAAAUGUAUUUGGCCAAGGUGUAUGUAAACCUCCGUCUUCAACUGUAUCUCCCCAUCAACGGUGAGAAUGAUUUAGAGAUAUUUCCGGCAGUUGUAACUGCAGAGAAAGUACCCUUCAACUCCAUGGAAAAGCACUGGCAGAGCCUACUUUAUCUUUGUUUGUUUUAAAGGUGAGAGUUGAGGGGCGUGCUGAGCUGAACAUGGUUUACGGGAAAUGGGUGCAUGACUUGAGGGGAGGGAAAGUGAAAGGAGUUGUGCGGUGAGGAUAUAAAGCUGUGCCUGGACCACAGCAGCCCAUUUAUCUGCACAUCCUUGUUUCAAAUAUUAAGACAUAGACAGAGAACAACUAAGACAGGAUGUCCUUACGGUUGGCUGCACUUCUUCUGUUGACAUCAGUCCUCUGGAGCCAUGCAGCAGCAAACACAGAUGAAGCAAUGGACUGCUGCUUGACAACAACCAAUGCCAAGCUUCCCCGCAGAGUGGUGAAGUCAUUCAGUAUCCAGAGAGUCAGUGGAGGAUGUCGGAUAUCUGCCACUGUGUUUGUCACGAGGAAGAAUCUUCGACUGUGUGCUCCUCCUGCCACCAAUAACAACUGGGUGACCAAACUCAUCAAGCAACUGAAGAGGAAAUCGCAGAAUGGAAAGGCCAGAAAAAGGAAAAAUGGCAAGAACAGUAGACACUGAAAGACUGUGGGUGAUCCCUGAACAUGGAGCUCCAGAACACGUUCUGCAAGAACAUUUUCCAGGCUGAUCCCUGAAACAAUAAUCAGCAGUUGGACACAUUUUGUCAAUGGCAUUUUAAAGUUAGUUCUCAUUGUAGGGUGUGAUACUGUGAUACUGUUGAAUUGAUUGUAUUCUCCCAGUUGCCAUUUUUAUUUUGACCAACACUGUUUCAUGUGUACUUCAUGUACUGCAGAGAAAACACUGCAUCUUUUCUAACCUUUCUCACAGUCACUUUAAGUCACUAUAAGCUGGAUUUUGUAUUGUAUAGAUACAUUUUAUGUAAAUAAAGUGUUUUUUAAAGACA